AUGGCCGGCGUGGAGGGCAUCCCUACACCAAUGCCAGUUGGGCUGCUCAACCGAGUGCAAGCCCUUGAGACAAAGCUCGAGGAGAGUCACAUCGAGUCGCCUUUGCAUUGCCGCUUGCACGUGAGCCAGAGGAAUCCCAUUGCCUGGUUCCCCGGGAUGGCUGGCACGGACGGGGGGAAGGACAAGGAUAGCAAGGAUACCCAGGUCUCGGGCAAGUGUGCCUGGAGCCGAUUCGAAAGCCAAGCAAGCACAGCGGUCCCUGCAGAGCCCGACAACACUUAUCAGCGACUUAUCAGCAGUGACACCACGAAGAGCGAGGACUGCACGAUUCCCGACGUCCACCAAACUUCUGAGGAGGCCAAGGAGAUUCUGCACGAGGAGGAAUAUGCCGAUGAGAGCGCCAUGCUCAAGACAGACUUUCAACUUCGCACGGACUCCAGUCUGCCCGGAGCAGCUGCUGCGGCCGUGAUAUUCCUGACUUUGAUCUUUUGUAUCACCCGGGGCAAUGCCCUGUGCCUGCAGGCACUGUGGCUUGUUCUGGUGGCAGUGGGCCUUGUGGUCCUGGGUCAUGCCGAUUUCACGUUGAAGAGCCUGCGGCCAAACCCUACAGCCAGCCCAAGCUCCACGGUGGGGAGUUAUGAGUGCGAGGCUCGAAGAUGA
Effrenium voratum is the source of this 660-nucleotide messenger RNA. The record is from the annotation of a GenBank genome assembly. NCBI's taxonomy places the organism in Eukaryota, Dinophyceae, Suessiales, Symbiodiniaceae.